AGAAAAAAAAAACAAUUUAUACAAUUCUUUUUUUUUUAUUUUUUUACACCAUUCUGUGAGCGUAUGAGCAAAAGAGUAUAUUCGACGACGUCGUGAUAUUGGUUGUUACUUGUAUUUGUUGUUGUAUAGACUUACUUUUGGUGAGCUGGUUGGUUCGUCCGUCGAUUUAUUUUGGAUGACGAUACGAAGUGAUGGUGAUGAUGGUGCGAAGAAGAAUGAGCUUCAUUGAGUGUGUGUGUGUGUUAUGUGCUUGCUAUUUGGUUUUGUGAGUAAAAAUGUGUUGAAUUACUAAACCAACAGCAACAACAACAGCAUUGAGUACAUUCAUGUGGAGCAUUGCAUUAUUAUGAGAAAUAUUCAAUUUAAAGAAAAUAAAAAAGCACACCAAAGAGAAUGACAACAACGAAGACGACCGCAAGAAUACAGAGCAAGCAAACCAAGAACCCAAACACAAUCAAAUUUGUUAGCUUCAGCGGCUUUGGAUCUUAAGUGUAUCUUACCCCCGCUCGAUGAAUUUCAAUUUAUUUUUAUAUUUGAGAAAAGAAAUGUUUUCCAAACGGCGAAAUGAGAAAAAAAUGAAAGGGGCGUUGUAAACAACGCUCUCUUUAUCGUUAAAACUACUUUGGAAUUACUAUGCGAUAAAACAAAAAACGGAAUACAGUAAAAAGUCAUUCCUUUUUUAAAGUUCGUUGAUUUUCUGACACACAAAAAUCAUAGACUGAAAUUGUAAGGAGCAGACAAGGAUAAGGCAAAACGUAGUGCUACGAGCUACGACGCUUAAAUACAUACAAAUAUACAAAAAGAAAAGAUUUAUAGAAAAAAGUGCGAGUGCGGCUCUUAAGUGCAUGUGUUUCUAGGGGAAAACUACGGAAAACUCAUUGCUGUUGAAAAGUGAAAAAUGACAAUUAUACUUUUCUUGGUCGACACUUCGUCGUCUAUGUGCCAAAAAGCCUACGUUAAUGGCGUCCAAAAAACCUACUUGGAUAUCGCCAAGGGAGCCGUGGAAACUUUUCUCAAAUAUCGUCAGCGCACACAAGACUGUCUGGGUGAUCGUUACAUGCUGCUGACAUUUGAGGAGCCGCCUGCCAAUGUAAAGGCCGGCUGGAAGGAGAAUCAUGCCACAUUCAUGAAUGAACUGAAGAAUCUACAAAGUACGGGUCUUACAUCGAUGGGGGAAUCCCUGAAAAACGCCUUUGAUUUGUUAAAUUUGAAUCGUAUGCAAUCUGGUAUUGAUACAUAUGGCCAGGGUAGGUGCCCCUUUUACUUGGAGCCCUCUGUGAUAAUAGUCAUAACGGAUGGUGGCCGUUAUUCCAAUCGUAAUGUGGUGCACCAGGACAUUAUUUUACCCCUUAACACCCAAAUACCGGGAACAAAGUUCACCAAGGAACCCUUUCGCUGGGACCAACGUUUGUUUUCUUUAGUGCUGCGCAUGUCUGGCAAUAGAAUGGAUGAACGGGUGGAAGGAAAGGUGCCCCAUGAUGAUUCGCCCAUUGAGAGGAUGUGUGAGGUAACCGGCGGGCGUUCAUAUCGUGUGAGAUCUCACUAUGUGCUCAACCAAUGUAUUGAAAGCUUAGUGCAAAAAGUACAACCUGGUGUGGUGUUACAGUUCGAACCCCUAAUUCCUAAAGAUCCAAAUAAUAUGACAAACGAAGCACUACAAGAUUUAAUUUUUCAGCCAUUGAAAAAAAUGAUCUAUGUACAAAAGCAUAUUAGCCAAAAAACCUUCCCCAUAGGCUAUUGGCCUCUGCCCGAACCAUAUUGGCCAGAUCCCAAGGCACCGACUCUGCCACCCCGUGAUGCUCAUCCCAAGUUGAAAAUAGUAACACCGGCCGUGGAGGAGCCUCAGACAGUGCAUAACUUUCCUGUGGACAAGUAUGAGAUAGAAGCCAGCCCCCUGACCUUGCAGAUUCUGCAGAAACGUGAAAUGAAGAAAUGUUGGCAAGUCAUUAUCUCGAAUGGCAUGCAUGGCUUUGAAUUGCCAUUUGGGUAUCUCAAGGCCUCAUCCACUACAUCACAGGUGCAUCUUUAUGUCUUGGCCUAUAAUUAUCCGGCCCUCUUACCAUUGCUGCACGAUUUAAUUCACAAAUACAAUAUGAGCCCACCAAAUGAUUUAAUGUACAAAUUUAAUGCGUACGUUCGAUCCAUUCCUCCCUACUAUUGUCCAUUCUUGCGGAAGGCAUUACUUAACAUCUCUGUGCCUUAUCCCCUGCUGCAGUUCCUGUUACCGGACAAUGUGGAUAAUUAUCUCUCACCAAAUAUAGCAAAUCAAUUGAAGCAUAUAAAGAACACAGCCAAACAAGAUCAAGAGAACCUAUGCAUGAAGGUAUACAAGCAAUUGAAGCAGCCGAAACCGCCCUAUCGUCAGGUGGAAACGGCCAAGUUAAAUACUGGUGUGCCACUGCGCAGGGAUCUGGUGCGCCAUCCAUUGCUGCGUGACACUUUUGCCAAACUUCACUCAGAAAUCGAGCCGCUAGAAAACUACACUGUAGUCGUGCCCCAAUUGACGCGACAACAAUCGGCCAAAUCAUAUCGCAACCCCUUCGAUAUACCAAGAAGGGAUAUCAUUGAGGAAAUCGCCCGAAUGCGUGAGGCCUUUAUGAGACCUCAACCCGCCAGUCUAGUGGCCAAAGAUUCUGGUCACUGUUUGCCUAUAGCUGAAAUGGGCAAUUACCAGGAGUAUUUGAAGAAUAAAGAUAAUCCCUUGCGCGAAAUUGAACCGACAAAUGUACGGCAACAUAUGUUUGGCAAUCCCUAUAAGAAGGAUAAGCAUAUGGUUAUGGUUGAUGAAGCUGAUUUGAGUGAUGUGGCGCCCAUGAAAGGUGGAAAUGGCGCAGGUCCUUCUGGGGGGCCUGGUGUUAGUGGCAUAGGUGGUCCUCCGGGCGGCAAGAAGCUAGACUCUUCGAGAGCCCGAAAACGUAAGGCUGGUCCCAUACGCAUGGAUUUUGUUUUUAGGCGCACAUCGACAGACUCAAGGCCACGCACCCCCACUCCUUCGAUAUCAUCGUCUAGUAUUUCUUCGAGCACAUCUUCAGUAUCUUCCCUCUCCGAUUUAGAGUCCAUAGACUCGGAUUCGGAUACCUCUUCGAUAUCUUCGGGCAUGUCUGAUGAUGGAGAUCCUGAUCGUUUGGUUGUUGCAUUUCCCGAUUUCACCGACGAGGAGGCCACAGAAACCGAAUUCACAUUCAACGGUUACGUGGUUGAUUUCAUUAAUGGUGUGGGAGUUGAAAAUAGCUGUGAUAAUCCUAGUAACGAUGUCUUGAGCCCAACGGUCUCGAAUCUUAAUGCCAGCGGACUAACUUCAAAUUUGCCCAUGGUCAAUGGGCAAAUAACACCGCCAAUGAGUCCACAUCAUCCAUUGAUGCAGCCGCCGCCACAUCAGUCACCUGCUCCCACAACCAAUCCCUAUAUGACGAAUUACGCAUCUUUGGGACCACAUGAACCUAGUACACCUCCACCUCCGACACUAUUAGGCCCGCCAACGCACUUAGCUAUCAAUGCAAUGCUUCAUGGCACUGCCUCGCCCCUAAAUGGUAAUAUUUACAGUACACCCAGUAAUCUGCCAAUCGCUAGUAAUGGUGGGCCAUUAAUAGUGAAUAAUGCGGGAACAUCAGUAUCAGCAGCACCUACAAGUCCAGUUACAAAUCCAUAUCAACACCAAAGCCCAGCGCCGCUACAACAGUUGACAUCCGUGGUCCACCAUGCUGCACUAACACCGCCAUCCCCAUCCCAGCCUGCUCAUCACUUACACGACAUCAACGAUGCUCAAGAAAUUUCCAGAAUAUUACAACAAUGCCACAAUGGCAGCAUUAACUCUUCGGUGACAUCGUCGUCCUCAUCAUCGGCUACCACAACAAUCUCAUCCGAGACCACGAACGCCGCAGAUUGUGCCUCCAAAUCCGAUCCUGAGACGGCGCUUAUGCCUCCGCCCUCAAUGCCUUUGGGCUCAAGUAGCUUCGAUUCCCUUAAAAGGGAAAGUGGCAACACCAGCACCACAACUACCAUAACUUCACUAACAUUCUCAAAUCAUGUCAAUCAUUCUUCGUCAGCACCUGCGACGGCGGCGCCCACUCCGCUAACCGAUGAGCAAAGAGAACAAGCACGUAAACACAAUAUGGAUUUGAGGGCGCAAGUAUUUCGCGAUAUUCGUAAACCGGGACGCAACUAUUCCCAACUACUUGAACAUUUGAAUCUAAUCAAAGGCGAUGCGGAUAUGAAAUCAAAUUUCAUACAAAUGUGCAUUUCGGAAUCGCUGCGAUUCCGACGCAAGCAAAUGGUCAAUAGCAUACAGGAGUGGUGGGAUAAAAAACAACAAGUACAGGCAACUAGUUAACAAUUACUGUAAUACUAGAUAGCGAAGAUUUAUAAUUAAAAAAAAAAAUGAAUACUGAAACAAAGGACCAUGUCGUCAAAUUGGAAUCAAACGAAUCAUUAUUUCUUCUAUUGUUUUUAGUGUGUUCUUUUCAUUCGGAGUUUUCUGUUUCAUCUUCUAGUUUUAUGAGGCCCCUACUCUGUAAAGGCCCACCAUCUUGCAAAGGAGCAAGGGUCUGAUUUAGUUGGAAAUAUGUAUUGUAAAUAAUUGCAGGCCUGUAGUUUCUUGGAAUACCCAUACAUACACAUUGAGAGCAGGGGAAUAGUAUUAAUACGGCUUCAAAGCAAUGUAUGCGAGAGUAGUUUUUAAUUUUGUUAUUUCUUUACUGAUCACUAUUUAGUUUUUCUUCUUCUUCUUUUCAAUAAAGAGUUAAUCAAAGAACCAUA
Molecule: messenger RNA, 4755 nt
Organism: Stomoxys calcitrans (stable fly)
Lineage: Eukaryota; Metazoa; Arthropoda; Insecta; Diptera; Muscidae
Gene: IntS6
Product: integrator complex subunit 6
Exons: 2
Coding region: 899-4330 (1143 amino acids)
Biological process (GO): snRNA 3'-end processing
Cellular component (GO): integrator complex
Source: RefSeq, a predicted model, not a curated record